AUGGAGCGUCCCGGUUUCAUCGAGACCCCAGGUCGUCGGGUUACUCGCAGCAGCGCUGUGGCCUCGGAGCCAAACACAGACGACACAUCCGACUCCGCGGUCGACAUGAUGAGAGGACCUAAAUCUGCGACUCGUAGACGCACCUCCGGAAAGACCAAGGCCGAGGACCUCUCGGAGGAGGAGGCCAAAACAAUUGCGACAAACGGACACGCCAUCUCGACCGAGAAGAAGCCCCGAAUUGUCGACGGUUGGGAAGAGGGCAAGGAUCCCAAAGUUGAUUUUAGUGGACACUUUGAAUUUGGUGGCUCCUGGGGUGUAUUAUCUAUGAUGAUCGGGUUUCCAAUGCUGAUGUACUACAUGUGGAUUGGUGCCGUUUAUUACGAUGGCAAGUUCCCUCGCGCCUCGGAAGGACAGAGCACGUUGGCUUUCAUCAUGCACCUGGCCAACUUGGUUUACGUGGGUGCGUUUCCUUCCGUCAAGGCCUGGGCCAUCUAUUGGAUGUUUUUCCUCUUUGAGGGCGCUUGUUACUUGCUCUUACCAGGCAUCACUGUUAUGGGUCGCCCUUUGCCGCACCUCGGAGGAAAGCAACUGCCAUAUUAUUGCUCUGCCGUAUGGUCUUUUUACACAAGUAUCUUGCUGGCUUUGGCGCUUCACUUUACCGGUAUUUUCAAGCUGUAUACUAUUAUCGACGAGUUUGGUCCUCUAAUGAGUGUCGCCAUCCUCUCGGGAUUUCUUGUGUCUUUCGUUGCAUACUUCUCGGCUUUGGCACGUGGAGCUCAACAUCGCAUGACUGGUUAUCCCAUAUAUGACUUCUUCAUGGGGGCCGAACUCAAUCCCCGGAUGUUCGGAAUUUUGGACUUCAAGAUGUUCUUUGAAGUCCGCCUCCCUUGGUAUAUCCUCCUUUUCGUCACUAUGGGUGCUGCAGCCAGGCAAUACGAAGUAUACGGCUACGUCUCUGGAGAGGUAGGGUUCCUUUUGAUGGCGCAUUUCCUGUACGCAAAUGCCUGCUCCAAGGGCGAGGAGUGUAUAGUGUCAACCUGGGAUAUGUACUAUGAGAAAUGGGGGUUCAUGCUGAUUUUCUGGAAUCUUGCUGGUGUACCCUUGAGCUACUGCCAUUGCACGAUCUACCUUGCCAACCAUGACCCGGCGACCUAUCACUGGAAUCGCUAUUUCUUGACAAUCCUCUAUAUUGCAUAUCUCUUUGUAUAUUGGGUUUGGGAUACUACCAACAGUCAGAAGAACCGUUACCGUCAACAGGAGCGUGGAACUAUGGUCUUCCGGAAUACGUUCCCACAACUUCCAUGGCAAACAUUGGAAAACCCCAAGACCAUCACGGCUGAAGAUGGCUCCAAGAUCUUGGUGGACGGUUGGUACGGCAAAGCUCGUAUCUAUGUAUUCCAUCCCACUAUCCCUGGGUAUCCAAAGGCCCGAUUCCCUGGCGUAGUUGUAUUCAGUGAGAUCUACCAAGUGACUGGACCUGUGUCCCGGUUUGCUAGGCAGAUCGCUGGCCAAGGAUAUAUUUGCGCUGCUCCCUCUAGCUAUCACGAAUUCACUGGUCCAGAGCCAUUGGAAUACAAUGUCGAGGACACAGAUAAAGGGAACAAAUGGAAAGUAAGCAAGAAACUGGCUGCGUACGAUGAGGACGCAUCACUAUGUGUCGACUAUCUCUUGUCAUUGCCCACGUGCAAUGGCCGUGUGGGCGCGACGGAUAUCCACAGCAAGACCCUUGCAGCCGGUAAAAAUGAUGAUAGCUUAGCCAGAGCAGAGGAUAUUAAAGGAGAAUUGAUAAUGGCAAGUCUUUCCCGUCCCACCGGAAACUAUUUUUCUCGAAUAAUCUUCGGCAAAAACGAUAACCAUGUCCCACCGGAAGGAAGAGACCUGAUUCGCAAAACACUUCAUGACAAGGGGGUCUUGUUUAGCUUUUACGAAGUGGCCUGGGCUCAACACGCAUUUAUUCGUGAUGAACUCAGCAAGGGACGAUAUGACCCCGCCAUCACCAAGGUUUGUUUUGAGAUGCUACUCGAGCUAUUUGGACGGACCCUGAAAAUGGAUCUGGGUGAGCACGAUGGUAAGGAAUUGGAGAUCGAGGAUGUAUGCUAA
Molecule: messenger RNA, 2100 nt
Organism: Aspergillus bombycis
Lineage: Eukaryota; Fungi; Ascomycota; Eurotiomycetes; Eurotiales; Aspergillaceae
Product: c-24(28) sterol reductase
Exons: 9
Coding region: 1-2100 (699 amino acids)
Biological process (GO): sterol biosynthetic process
Cellular component (GO): membrane
Molecular function (GO): hydrolase activity; oxidoreductase activity, acting on the CH-CH group of donors, NAD or NADP as acceptor
Source: RefSeq, a predicted model, not a curated record